Messenger RNA from Paramacrobiotus metropolitanus, 2235 nucleotides. RefSeq names its product FAS-associated factor 1-like. Bases 287 to 1927 code for a protein of 546 amino acids. The record is from RefSeq and is a predicted model, not a curated record. Gene Ontology annotation, molecular function: ubiquitin binding. Gene Ontology annotation, cellular component: endoplasmic reticulum; nucleus. The transcript has 15 exons. NCBI's taxonomy places the organism in Eukaryota, Metazoa, Tardigrada, Eutardigrada, Parachela, Macrobiotidae.
UUGCAUACAAGUACUGCUACUGGUUCAUUUGUUUUAUGUAACCAGCAACCGAAUUUUUGGAAGAAUUAGUUUGGGACUUCGGGAUAAUAGUCGGUUUUGGAAAUGAAAUAACAAAGCGGGCAGAUAAAUUUAUUUCGUCUCCCGUACUUUUCUGCUUCUCGAAAGCAGAUAUAUAAGGACGGUUCGCACUUCGUGUAAUCUGGCCGUGGCAGCUUAUCUGGAAGCACAACAUCCAUCUUGUAAGUAUUGGAAACAAGAUUGAGAUUUGUUGCGGUUCUUUCAAGUCAUGGAGGAUUACGAAUUUCGUAACGGAAGCCAUAAAAUGGCAGGCGAUGAGGAUAUUGUGUUUAAGAUCCAUUAUGGCGAGCACACUAUUCGUUUGGAGCUUCCGGAAUCGGAAAAAGUUGGGGAUUUAAAAAGACUCCUGCGGAGAAAAACGGGACUCAAAGACUCCGAAAUGGAACUGUUAGGAUGGGAUGACCCGGACAUCAUUUCUGACGAAAUGACGUUUGCAGAACUUGGUCUGGCAAAGGACUACCAUUUGGUUCUACGACCUGUUGGUGAUCAUUGCGAUGAUAGAAUGGGGAAGACUUACCAUGUGCAAGUCAUUGACCAACAAAACGACGAAACCUACAAUUUGUUUUUCAACGGCAUGCAAACUGUCAGAGAGGCAAAGGCCCAUUUGGCUGAACUGUCAAAUAUUUCUUUCGAGAAACAGAGUUGGUCUGGAUGGCCAUGGCCCCUUCAUGACGAACAGUAUCUUUCCGAAGUCGGGCUUCGCACUCCCAAUCAUGAACUCAGACUGUCCAAACUUCGUGAUAGAGAGCCUGCCGUUUACGAGCGUUCCCAGUCGUCCGAGUUGAAUUACGAAGUGGAAACGGACGACAUGGACGAGAGCGACACUGUUGAUGUCAGUCCUCGAAUCGCCCAACGCGGUUCGUUAGUGCCAGAUGCUAGUCUGUCCAUAACGGAUGCCGUUCGUCUUUUCGUCCAAAAUUUUGAAUCGAGGUACGGUGCCAAUCAUCCUCCAUUUUAUGAGGGCACACUUCGAGAAGCCAUGUCGUAUGCAUUUGAUCGUCCAGUUAUGGAGAAAAAAUUGUUUGCAUUAUAUGUCCACAACGACCGUUCCAUAUCCGUCAAUAUCUUUGUCACUCAAGUCUUGCAGGAUCCUGUGCUCAUACAGUACUUGACGGAACAUGCGGUUUUAUGGCCUUGGGAUGUGACUAUUCCAGAAUCUCGAAUCGUCUUAAGAAAUGAGAUUGAAGAAAUUAUUGGUGCACAAGUGUCAAUACCGUUGACGACGACCAAUGUAGAUAAAUUUCCAAUGUUAUUUAUUUGCACGAAAAUGCGCGGAUCGGUGGAGUUACUUAAGGUUGUUGAUGGAACGAAGUCUGCGCAAGAAGUUUUCGAAGGUCUGGAAAUUGCCGAGCGUGUACAUGGUGAGGCGCAAGAAUCGGAAAUGCUGGACCAGCAAGCGAGGGCGAACCGAGCCAUGAUGGUGGAAGAACAAAACCAGGCUUAUUUGGUGUCACUGGAAGCUGACAGAGCAAAGGAUGUAGCUCGAAAGGCCGUGGAAAACGAAAAAAAGGAGGCUGAAAAUCGAGAAAAAGAGGAACUUCGUUUGCGUCAGCAAAAACAAGAUGAGGCUGGAGCGUCUUUACCACCCGAACCACAGCAGGAUAAUGGUGAUGUAAUUACGGUGAUUCGUUUGCGUACCCCAGAUGGCAAAUCAGUGACCAGGAAAUUUUUGGCUUCCUCACCUAUUAAACAUUUGUUCGCCUUUGCUCAUGCAAAUGGGUUUUCCGGUGAUGAUUACAAUUUGGUAUCAAGUUAUCCUAAAAAGAUGCUGAGUGGACUGGAUCCCAACAAAACCUUUAAGGAUUUGGGAUUGACGCAACAGGUUGCCGUGUUCGUUGAAGAACGCUAGAGAGAGCUCAUAUUUGGGUUCACACAGAAUACCUGCCUUCAAUUUUGAUACCUAACUGGGACUUGGUGGAAAUGGUGUGGUUGUUCACUUGAACUAAUGUGACAAAAUUUCAACUUGUGUUGAUUCUGAUUUUUUAAAAACGAGUUUUUGCUUUUGUUUCGUUGAUGGUUUGGUUCCGGUGGUCAGUGAAACUGUGACUUAACGAAAUUCUCUUUUGUUGUUUAUUGUGUUCAUAAGUUGUGUUGGGACAGACAUCACAUUCUUUCGUCGGUGGGCCGCAUGCUUUGAAUAAAAUCGUUUUUCUUUGG